AUGGGUAAAUUUCUUCCUUUUACUAUUGCAGCAGUAACACCAUUUACAGAACAAGGUGAUUUUGACCCAAAAUCAGUCCCUGGUCUAAUUCAGUAUUUGGUCAAAGAGGCAAACGCUCCUGGUUUAUUGAUAUGUGGCUCCACGGGUGAACAACAUAUUAUGUCGAUUGAAGAUCGCUUAGAACUUUACAGUUCUGUUAGAAAUACAGUGGGCACCAAUUAUCCGCUUUACGCAGGGGUUGCUGCUUUUACGACAAAAGAUGCUAUUAGGUUGGCUAAAGGAGCUGAAAAAGAUGGAUAUCAGGCUGUUAUGCUAGGAUUUCCUCCCUAUAGAAUUCCUACACAGAAAGAAGCAAUUGAGUAUGUUAUAGAUGUUUGUAAGGCAAUUCCGUCGACGCUUGUAUUUUUAUAUAAUAACCCUAAACGAACUGGGUUUAACCUUAGUGUUGAAUCAUUGGUUAAUAUAGUAAAUCAAGUUCCGAAUGUUGAAGGCUUGAAACAAGCGGGAAAUAGAGCUGAUGUACCUUUGGCUAUACUGCAAUUAUCCCGAAAAAUUCAAUUUCUUUCCGGUUUUGAUGCAACCAUCGUUGAGGACUUCCAAAUGGGAUAUUCUGCAAUUACCUCUAUUGCAGGAAACAUCUUUCCAAAUCAAACUGCCGAGUUGAUUCACUGGAUUGAAAACGGCGAAAAAGGCAACAAGAUUGAGGAGCGCCAAACGUUAAUACGUGAUGCUAUUACUUUUGUGGGUGAAAACGGUGCCCUACCUUGUUUGAAGUAUAUUUUGAGAAAAAGAGGUGUUUCUGCCGGGUUUUGUCCUCCUCCUUUAAAAGAUCCUUCUACAGACUUAGCUUUAUCUUUAGACAAAUAUUGUUAA
Messenger RNA from Debaryomyces fabryi, 873 nucleotides. Its product is annotated as dihydrodipicolinate synthase family protein. The record is from RefSeq and is a predicted model, not a curated record. Lineage: Eukaryota; Fungi; Ascomycota; Pichiomycetes; Serinales; Debaryomycetaceae. Gene Ontology annotation, molecular function: 4-hydroxy-tetrahydrodipicolinate synthase activity. The transcript has a single exon. Bases 1 to 873 code for a protein of 290 amino acids.